AUGGCACCUGCUGAUUAUGACGAGGAGGUGUUUGAUAACCCAGAAUUGUAUGGAUUGAGAAGGUCAACUAGAGAACGUGCAAAACCAUUGAGUUUUGUGGAGAGUGAUGAAUCUGAUGAAGAAAUCAAACCAAAGAGAAAGAAGAAACAAGUGGAGUAUAGUGAUGAUAAUCAAAGUCAAGAAGAAGACGAAGGGGAAGAAGAAUUUGAAGAUCCUGAUGAUGAUGAUGAAGAAUUUGGUGCUCCAAAGAAAUCAAAAUCAAAAAUUAUUAAAAAACGUAAAUCAAAUAAGAAACAAAAGAUUCAAUCACAACCUGAAGAAGUUAGAUUUAGUUCAAGAAAUAGUCGUGUAAUAAAUUAUCAAGUUGACCAAGAAAAUGAUGAUGAUUUAUUAGAAAGUGGCGAUGAAGAAGAUGAAGAUGGUUAUUAUUAUUAUGAUAAUCAUACUGAAACUACUCCAACCCCGGAAAAAGGUGUUGAUCUUGUUGUGGAUCAUCAAUUAAUUGAUCCUGAUAAUAAUCCAAAUGAUCCAAGAGAUUUGGCCCAGGGGAAGAAAGAUUAUAAAUUCUUGAUCAAAUGGACUGAAACUUCUCAUAUUCAUAAUACUUGGGAACAAUAUUCAAAUUUAAUUGGUAUGAAAGGUAUUAAGAAAGUUGAUAAUUAUAUUAAACAAUUCAUAAUAUUAGAUUAUCAAAUAAGACACGACGCGUUAACAACAAGAGAAGAUAUUGAAGCUAUGGAUAUUGAAAAAGAUAGAAGACUAGAUGAAAUUGCUGAAUAUAAAAAUGUUGAACGUGUUAUUGAUUCUGAAAGAUCUGAAAAUGAUGAAGGUGAAGAAGUUUUAAAAUAUUUCGUUAAAUGGAGAAGAUUAAAUUAUGAUGAAGCUACAUGGGAAUUAGCUGAUACUAUAGUUCAAAUUGGUCCAAAUGAAGUUAAACAAUUUCAACAACGUUUAAAUUCCAAAAUUUUACCUUCACUGUCUUCAAGUUAUGGUUCUCAACGUCCAAGAUUUGAAAAAUUAGUUGUUCAACCAAAAUUCAUCAAGAAUGGUGAAUUAAGAGAUUUCCAAUUGACAGGUUUAAAUUGGAUGGCUUUCCUUUGGUCAAGAAAUGAAAAUGGUAUAUUAGCUGAUGAAAUGGGGUUAGGUAAAACUGUUCAAACUGUUAGUUUUUUAAGUUGGCUUAUCUAUGCUAGAAGACAAAAUGGUCCUCAUAUUGUUGUUGUACCAUUAUCAACUAUACCUGCAUGGCAAGAAACUUUUGAAAAAUGGUCACCAGAUUUAAAUUGUGUCUAUUAUUUAGGUAAUACUGAAGCAAGAAAAACAAUUAGAGAUUAUGAAUUUUAUAAUAAUAAAAAAAUCAAAUUCAAUGUCUUGUUAACAACUUAUGAAUAUAUUUUAAAAGAUGCAAGUGAAUUAGGAUCCAUAAAAUGGCAAUUCUUGGCUGUUGAUGAAGCUCAUAGAUUGAAAAAUGCAGAAAGUUCACUUUAUGAAUCUUUAAAUUCUUUUAAAGUCAGUAAUAGAUUAUUAAUUACUGGUACACCAUUACAAAAUAAUAUUAAAGAAUUAGCUGCAUUAGUUAAUUUCUUAAUGCCUGGUAAAUUUGAAAUUGAUGAAGAAAUUGAUUUUGAACAUUCAAAUGAUGAUCAAGAAAAUUAUAUUAGAGAUUUACAAAAUAAAGUGAAACCAUUUAUACUUAGACGUUUGAAAAAAGAUGUUGAAAAAUCAUUACCUUCCAAAACUGAACGUAUUUUACGUGUUGAAUUAUCUGAUUUACAAACUCAAUAUUAUAAAAAUAUUUUAACCAAGAAUUAUGCUGCAUUAAAUCAAGGUUCAAAAGGUGCUCAUGUCUCAUUAUUAAAUGUUAUGAGUGAAUUGAAAAAAGCUUCAAAUCAUCCUUAUUUAUUUGAUGCAGCUGAAGAUCAAGUUUUAGCAAAAUUUGGUUCUUCAUUAAAUGGUGUUCAUUCAAGAGAAGAUAUAUUAAGGGGGAUGAUUAUGUCAUCUGGUAAAAUGGUUUUAUUAGAUCAAUUAUUAACAAGAUUGAAAAAAGAUGGUCAUAGAGUUUUAAUCUUUUCACAAAUGGUUAGAAUUUUGGAUAUUUUGGGUGAUUAUUUAUCAAUUAAAGGUAUUAAUUUCCAAAGAUUAGACGGUACUGUUCCAUCAGCACAACGUCGUAUUUCAAUUGAUCAUUUUAAUGAACCAGAUUCAACAGAUUUUGUGUUUUUAUUAUCAACAAGAGCUGGUGGGUUAGGUAUUAACUUAAUGACUGCUGAUACUGUUAUUAUUUUCGAUUCUGAUUGGAAUCCUCAAGCUGAUUUACAAGCAAUGGCAAGAGCUCAUAGAAUUGGUCAAAAAAAUCAUGUUAUGGUUUAUAGAUUUGUUUCUAAGGAUACAGUGGAAGAAGAAGUUUUGGAAAGAGCAAGAAAGAAAAUGAUUCUUGAAUAUGCAAUCAUUUCUUUAGGUGUUACUGAUGGUACUGGAAAAUCCAAGAAAAAUGAACCAUCAACUGGUGAAUUAAGUGAAAUCUUAAAAUUUGGUGCUGGUAAUAUGUUUAAAGCUAGUGAUAACCAAAAGAAAUUAGAAGACUUGAAUUUAGAUGAUGUCUUGAAUCAUGCAGAAGAUCAUGUUACUACUCCAGAAAUGGGUGAAUCAAAUCUUGGUGGUGAAGAAUUCUUAAAACAAUUUGAAGUUACUGAUUAUAAAGCUGAUGUUGAUUGGGAUGAUAUUAUUCCUGCUGAAGAAUUGGCUAAACUGAAAGAAGAUGAAAAGAAACGUUUAGAAGAGCAAUAUAUUCAAGAACAAAUGCAACAAUUCUCAAGAAGACAAGCAGUUAUGAAAAAUAUGCAAAGAGCUAAUACUUAUGAAGAAGAUGAUGAUGACGAUGAAACUACAAAGAAAGUUAAUAGAAAGAAAAAAGCUGAUUAUAAUAAAAUUACUGAAAAGGAAAUUAGAGCAAUUUAUAGAUCAGUUUUAAAAUUAGGUGAUCUUUCAAGUAAAUGGGAAGAUUUAAUUAAUGAAGGUACAUUACCAGAAAAUAAAAACCCAGAUCUUUUCCAAAAAUGUCAUGAUGAAAUUAUGGAAAUUUCAAAAGAUCUUGUUAAAAAGGAAGAAGAACGUCGUUCAAAAGUUUUAGCUGAUUUAGAAAAAGCUGCAAAUGAACAUAAAGAAAAACGUGAAAAGGGUGAAAUUGUUGGUAAUGAAGGUAAAAAUAAUCCACAAGUAUUAUGGAUGAUGAAACGUAAAGAACGUAAGGCAAUUUUGUUUGAAUAUCAAGGUGUUAAACAAUUGAACGCUGAAUUAUUACUUUCAAGACCACAAGAUUUAAAAUUAGUUCAUGAUGCAAUUGCUACAUUUGAUGAUCCAUUAAAUUUCAAAUUCCAUGGUAAUGUUAAACCAGUUUAUGGUUGGACUUCUGAUUGGACCCAACAUGAUGACGAAAUGCUUAUUGUUGGUGUUGAUAGAUAUGGUUAUGGUUCAUGGAUUCAAAUUAGAGAUGACCCAUUUUUAAAAUUAAGUUCUAAAAUGUUUUUAAAUGAAAGUAGUAAUGUUCCUGGACCAAAAAAGAGUACUAGUAAGAAAAAUGAAGAUAAAGUUAAAGAAGAAGGUGAUGAUGAAAAAGAAGAUGGUGAAAAGAAAUCUGAAGAAGGUAAUGAUACUACAUCAUCUGAAGUGAAAUCUGAAAAUAAAGAUGAAAGUGUUACAUCUACAAAAGAUGAUGAAAGUAAACCAUCUUCAAAAGAUUCCAAGGAUUCAAAGGAUUCCAAAGAUUCAAAGGAUUCUAAAGAUUCUAAGAAAGUACCAGGUUCAGUUCAUUUGGGUAGAAGAGUUGAUUAUUUGAUUUCAGUCUUGAAAGGUGGCGAUGAUGAUAACAAUACAGGUAAUAAUACACCAACACCUGGAACACCAAUUGAACCAAAGAAAAGGCAAAGAAAACCAAGAGCUGAAGGCGCUGCUAAACCAGGUCCAAAACCGGGAUUGAAGCCAGGUCCAAAACCAAAAGGACCAGCUGCUACUAGAGCCAAAACUCCAGAUGUUAAAAGUGCAGUUCCUGGUGCCAAACGUGGUAGAAAACCAGAAUCUGGUAAUUCAACUCCAAGAUCUGAAUCUGAAAAGAAACCAAAGAAACCUACAGGUCCAGCUAAAACAUUAGAUGAAGGUUAUGAAAGUAUGGAUGAACAACUUUGUAAAGAUACUUUAAGUCCAAUGCGUCAUUCAUUGAAACGAUUAAGUAAAGGCUCAACAGGUUUAGACCGUAAAGAAUGGGCAAAAAUCUUGAAAACAGAAUUGAUAAACGUUGGUGAUUUUAUUAAUAAAACAGUUUCAAAACAUGCGAAGGAUGAACAAGAUAGAUUUAAAAAACAUCUUUGGUUUUAUACUUCACAUUAUUGGCCUUCAAAAGCUGUGAAGAGUACACAAAUCAAAUCCAUGUAUCAAAAAUUGAAAGAAAACACCAACGAAGCCAAAUGA
Molecule: messenger RNA, 4464 nt
Organism: Hansenula ciferrii
Lineage: Eukaryota; Fungi; Ascomycota; Saccharomycetes; Phaffomycetales; Wickerhamomycetaceae
Gene: CHD1
Product: chromatin-remodeling ATPase CHD1
Exons: 1
Coding region: 1-4464 (1487 amino acids)
Biological process (GO): nucleosome organization; regulation of transcription by RNA polymerase II
Cellular component (GO): chromatin; nucleus
Molecular function (GO): histone binding; chromatin binding; DNA binding
Source: RefSeq, a predicted model, not a curated record